Mycena citricolor is the source of this 1286-nucleotide messenger RNA. NCBI's taxonomy places the organism in Eukaryota, Fungi, Basidiomycota, Agaricomycetes, Agaricales, Mycenaceae. The record is from the annotation of a GenBank genome assembly.
CCUCUCUGCUUUCUUCCACACCUACUUCCAACUGAACGGUCCCGCUCUUUCCUUCUAGCGGACGACUGUGCGACCAUGGCCCUGGGUCCCGCCGAGGUCGCUCAUGGUCCGAUGUUCAUUGGACUCUUCCUGAACGUUCUCCUUUUCGGUAUGGUCAUCCUGCAGACACACACGUACUUCACGACGGUAUGGCGGAAAGACUCUCGCUGGAUCCACUCUUUCGUCCUUCUUGUCCUGCUCCUGGAUACCUUGAACACCUUUUUCGACUUUGCGUAUCUCUACAUGGCGCUUGUCGUUCAUUUCGGUGAAGGCGACCUGCAAUACCUGCAAUCCGCAACUUGGCUCUUCAUGACAGACCCUAUAAUGACGGCCAGCAUUGCGUGCCUCGUUCAGAUCUUCAUGGGAUGGAGGGUGUAUCUGCCGACGAGGAAUAUCGUCUGGUGCGGUGUUGUGAUCACCGUGAUGGCACUCGCUGGUCUUGCGGGAGGGCUGGGUGCGGUGGAAUUGCUGACGUCGACAACUGCUGUCGAGGGAUUGCGCAGACCCCAGUUUCAACAGUUCCAAGCUGCUAAACCCUACGUGAUCACCUGGCUCGCGUGCGAGGUUGUGGCGGAUAUCUUGAUAGCAAGCAUCCUCGUCGUCCAACUGAAUUCCGACCGUGCCGCGGGACUUGCAAAUGAAGUGAUUCACAGAGGCAACGUCGCACAGGAUUUGCGAGAACCGAUGCUGUUGUGGACCACAUCGUCACCAUGUCGAUACAAACCGGAUCGAUCACCUGCCUGUUUGCUGUCUUGGACCUCAGCUUUUAUCUCGCUACUAGCUCAGGAAUUCCCGAAUUGCAGUCACCUGGCCUUCAACUUUCCGCUUUGCAAGCUGUAUACCAACACUUUGUUGAGCAGCCUCAAUAGCCGAAGAGGUUGGGGAUAUGACGAAGAGGACGGCAACACCGGCAGGACUGAGGAGAGCGCUCUGGUCGACCAGGAUAUCAGAUUUGUCGGUCUCCAAAAGAAACCAGUGCCACCUCCGCGAGAUUCCUUCGUGCCUGUGAUCGAUGUUGAGAUAUUGGCUCUCUUGAAUAACGAACCAGGCAACGAGGCGGAUUUGACAAACACCUUGGUUGGUUCGCAUCACACAGAGUCGAGUCAAAAGAUAAUGGAGUGAGCAAACGCGCAUGUACACAAAUACAACAACAACAACAACAACAACAAGGAGCGGAUAGGCAUAGUACAGGGACAGGCAUAGGCAUAGGCAUAUAGGCAUAAACAUAAUAACAGAACUUCAGAGAG